Magnolia sinica is the source of this 720-nucleotide messenger RNA. RefSeq lists its product as uncharacterized. Bases 1 to 720 code for a protein of 239 amino acids. The transcript has 2 exons. Gene Ontology annotation, molecular function: catalytic activity. Lineage: Eukaryota; Viridiplantae; Streptophyta; Magnoliopsida; Magnoliales; Magnoliaceae. The record is from RefSeq and is a predicted model, not a curated record.
AUGUUAGAACUGAUGCUUGGUGAUGAGAAGCGGGUGCGUACUGGCCUAGCACUGGGUUUUCACUCUUCAUUUUCCAACUGUGAUGAGGAUGGCAAGAUUUGGCUGUUCUACAAGUCUGCUCGGGUUUUGAGGAGAUCUCUCUGGACAGAUCUGGCUCUUCUCUCCUCCUCGGUACAGGGCCCUUGGGCAGUAUGUGGUGACUUUAAUGCAGUAGUGGCCGACUUAGAAAGAAGAAGCCGAAGGGUUGUGGACAGAGCCUCUUCUAUUGAAUUUGCUGAUGCGAUCAAUUCCGCGGGCUUGUUAGACACGGGUUUUUCUGGGAGUCAGUUCACCUGGAGUAAUAACCAAUCCGGGAAUGCUCGCGUUUGGGCAAGGUUAGACCGGGUUCUCAUUAACGCAAGCUGGUCCAUGUCAUUCCCUCAUUUCAAAGUUUCCCAUUUGCCUCGUAUUCAUUCUGACCAUGCUCCGCUGCUCCUCUCCUUGCCUCGUCUGUUGUCUGGGGGGCCUAAACCGUUCCGUUUUCAACGUAUGUGGACCCAGCAUGAGGAGUUUCUCAAUGUGGUCAAGUUAGCUUGGAACAAGGUGAAGUCCUCUCAUCCAGUCUAUAAUGUGCUCUCCAAACUUAAGCAAGUGAAACAGGAUCUAAAAAUUUGGAACAAAGAGGUGUUUGGAAAUAUUUUCGAGCAGAUAACGCUAAUGGAGCAUCGCGCCGUCGAGUAG